Molecule: messenger RNA, 1380 nt
Organism: Sinocyclocheilus rhinocerous
Lineage: Eukaryota; Metazoa; Chordata; Actinopteri; Cypriniformes; Cyprinidae
Exons: 10
Coding region: 1-1380 (459 amino acids)
Source: RefSeq, a predicted model, not a curated record
AUGAUUCGAACAUUUGUUUUGUUGUGUCUGGUUGGCUUUUUACAGGCUGAAUCGUAUGAAGUUCAGUCAGUAAUGGUGGGAGAACCUGUCACUCUUAACUCUAACACUUUCGAAAUACAGCUAAAGAAUGAGAUCGAGUGGAGGUUUAACAACAGUCGCAUAGCUAAAGCAAUGAACGGCAAUCCUACAUAUGAUAAAAAUGAGAGAUUCAAAGACAGACUGAAGCUGGAGAGAAAUGGAUCCCUUACCAUCACCAACACCAGAACCACGGACACUGGAGUCUAUAAAUUUAGUACCAUUAUCAAUGGCAAGGACUCAUCCAAGACGUUCAGUGUUACUGUUUAUGCUCCAGUAUCCAGUAUUCCUGUCAUUACCAGUGUCAUUUCACAGUGUUCUUCAUCACCAGAAAAUUCAUCAAGCCCAAAAUGUGUGCUCCUGUGUUCAGUGAUGAAUGUAAGCCGUGUGACUCUCUCCUGGUACAAAGGAAACGGUUCAUUGUCCAGCAUCAAUGUGUCUGAUCUCAGCAUCAGUCUCUCUCUACCUCUGGAGGUGGAAUAUCAGGAUAAAAACACCUACAGCUGCGUAGUGAGCAAUCCCAUCAGCUACAAGACCAGACAUGCCUGCAUUACCGAUCUCUGUCGUUUGUGUUCAGAAGAAGUCAGCUGUUGUGAAAGCACUGAAGCUGUGAUCCGAUUGGCCGUCACUGCUCUGGUGGGUCUGGCUGCCGCGGCUGCUUUCAUUGUGCUGGUUUAUGACAUCAGAUCCAGAAGAGUUGAACAGGAGAGACAUCAGACCCAGAGUGAUGGACCCGAUACUCUAAAACAAGAAAAGACGAUUAUUUGCCGAUACAUCAGUCAUUGCUUGAACUGUAAGAAACUGGCUGUGGAAUUCACAGACAGUGUAGUGAUUGCUGUGGGAUGUGAUCGGCAAAGGACCUCAAGCCAGGACUCGAACAUGGGUCACCAGAGACACAGUUGCACUAUAUGUGUGCUUGGUGAUCGAGAUGCAGUGAAGUCAGUGUCAGUGAUGGAGGGAGAAUCUGUCACUCUAGACCCUGAACUUACAGACAUACAGAGUGAUGAAGAGAUCGAGUGGAGGUUCGGAGACAUUCGCAUUGCUAGAGUGCUCAAAUUGCACCCACAAACUCCUUCAGUCUCUCUGACAGUGCUGAUUUCUGCUGCGGCUGCAGCUGGAACUCUCUUGAUUUUGGCUGCAGUUGGGAUCUUCUGCAUCUGCAGGAAACACAGAAAAACAGACCAACAGGUCCAGACCCGUGAUGAAGAAAUCACCUAUGCUGAUCCAACAUUCUACAAACGAUAUACACAAAAAGCGAAAGAGGAGGAUGAGGUGGUGUACGCACGUGUCGUCACAAAACGUUAA